AUGAAUCGUCCUCAAGUCGAGGGAGCCUUAUUCGGAAAAAGGCGUAGUGUGAAGAGGAUCGUUCGUAGGCCAGGUAUUGGUCUCGGCCUGCAGCAGACAAACAACAACGCCUUGAAUAAGACGCUCAAUCCCGACGAGAGCGCUGCUUCUCUUCAACUGGCAGCAAGUAGCCUUUCGCGUAUAGGAGAUGACGAAUGUGAAGUAGACGAGACGCAGUCGAGCAAUCAAUCGAGCGAAAGUCUGUCAACACUUUCCACAUCAAAUUCGUCGUCGACUGCAAAUGUUACAAAUACGUUGCUUUCAAAUGGGACGCUUUGUUUGCAGGACAGUAUUAGCAAUGCUACAAACACCACUGAUCUACCCUGCCGCGACAUAAACUCUAAGCGCCCAGGAUUUGGCAAUUCGACUGGCUCCUCUUCCAACUCCUCACUUCAUCGUUACAUCAAUCAAGCCGGGAAAGCUUCUGCCGUUAAAUACUCUCAGUCAAGUCUAAUUUCGCCAGAGGAGUUUGCAUCGGGUACAGAGAACUCGGAAAAUCCAACCUCUACUGGCACAAGCCAAUCCUCAGGCAGCACUGCCCUCUUUUCUAAGAUGUUCUUUGGCCCUGACGGAAAGGUACAAAGUGGAGAUUACGCAGCUUCCUUUCACAACUCAGAGGAAAAUCUUAUACCUGGCGGAUCGGGUACUGCAGAGUCCGAUCCUGGAAGUACAGGCACUCCGCAGUCAUUUUCAGGGUCAUCUUCUUCAGAGAUUCCCAGUGUGGGAACUGGGUCAGGCAAUGAGAAUCAUGUUUUCAGUCACGCUCUGGCUGACCAUACGAAUGAACAAAAUCCUGAUGAGAGCAUUAGUCCUCAAGCGAAUUACUACCUUGGGGCACAGCCGAACUUGGUUGCACAAGCAUCGAUAAGAAGUCCACACCCAUCUCCUCUACCACCGGCGGCUACUGGCCAGUCAACAAGUGGGAGUGGAAAUGCAGGUACACAACCAAAUAGCUCGGGUUCGACUGGGACGCAGACUGAGACGAACCCACAAGACGGCUCGCACUUGCAAAAUAGUGAAACUUUACCAGAUGACUACACUGGCCCUGUUGAGGCGUCGCUCACUACACCUACACCUGGCUAUCAUGUGACACAGGGUAGCUUGACAUCACCGAAUGCAGGUUCAGGUGGUGGAGGUGCCGAGAAUGAGUCCAGUGGUGGAAACACUGGAAACGCAGGGUCGAGUAGUGCAAAUGCCGGCGUACAGUCGAGUGCGCAGCCGUCAAAUCCACCCGAUAUUAUCACCAAUUCGCGACGUCGACCAGCUGGCGUAGCUGCUGGCAAGAGUCCGGCGGUCAAAGUACCAAGUGGUACUUUGGCGAACAGUGAGACCAAAGAUACUGGACAGGGUAGCUCAAGCUCGCCUUCACCUCAAUCUCCACCGCCACCUGAGAGCCCGAAUCCUUCUAUCGGAGCUUCCAAUCCUCCGACUGAAAGUACAAAUUCACAGGUUGGAACCUCGAAUCCAGAGGAUGGAAAAUCAAGCCCGGUAUCUGGCGGCUCCAACCAGCCUGCUACAAAUUCUAAUCCACAAACCAAUAAUCCAAAACCAGCCGUUGGAGUCACAAACAGCAAUCAAAGCCCAUCCACUGAUACAAAUUCUCAAAACCCAGGAACAAAUUCAAACCCAGGAGUCGCCAGCGUUCCUCCUGCCUCAUCAGGAGUUCCACCAAGCCAUCUCGCAAACCUCCAAGUCCAUGGCCAAGCCAUAGAGCAACAACCCAACGGUGACCUCAAAGUUGGCUCUCAAAUAAUUCCUAAAGGCGAAGCUGCAAACGUCGAUGGCGUCCCAGUCUCGAAUGGUCCAGAAGACGUCAAAGUCAACGGCCAAUCCUACAAAGUAGCUUCCACCCCUCCUGCCCCCGCCGCCGCACCAGCUCAAGCACAAGUGCCCAAUUUCUCCAUACCCAAAGACGGCUCCCCCUUCACAAUCCCAGUGCCUGCUGGAUCGACCGUCAAUAAGCCCGCCCUCUCUGCGGCACUUCCUGGUGCCGAAAUCUCCGUCCAGCCUAACGAUGCCGGUGUCACCGUAUCCAACUACCACCCACCAUCAUCUUCAUCUUCGCAAUCCAACCCUUCCACCGCCCCACCAGUAUCCUCUGCUGAUGAAGAUAGCGUCAAAGCCAAAGUCGCACAAGCAUUCACCCUCCCCUCCUCCACGGGCACCGGAGUAACCCCACCCUCCAUCUCCAUCCCCAAAGACAACGCCCCCUUCACCAUACCUAUCCCAUCAGGCUCCUCCGUCAACAUCUCCUCCCUUUCAUCCGCCCUCCCAGGCGCCUCUCUUACACCCUUACCCGACAACAGUGGUGUCAGCGUGACAGGGUACAAUCCAACCUCGCUCGCCGCCAAUGUUCCCCCACCAGACCAGAGCACCCUUCAAACCAAAGCCGCCGCGCUCAAGACUUCUAUCGCGCAAUCCUUCUCCCCCACCACUGGCUCCAACCCCGCAAUAGCUCCAGACAUCUCUAUUCCCGAUGAUGGCGCACCCUUCACGAUCCCCAUCCCCACGGGGUCUACCCCUCCAUCGGAAGCCGCAAUCAAAGCCGCGCUGCCAGGCGCGAAAGUCACCAAACUCCCCAACAACGCCGGCUUCAGCGUCGAGGGCUACAAUAUCCGCAACACCCUCUCCCUACCAUCUGGUGCUGGCAGCACAGACACAGCCACUCAAGCGAUCGCGGCCAAGAAGACUUCCGUCCAGAACGAGCUCAAAGCCGCGUUUCCUACAUCUACUACUGGCGCCACUUCAGACUCUGCGGUGGACCUACCAAAUCUCGAGAUCCCCACGAACUCCACCGAGCCAUUCACAAUCCCCAUUCCUGCGGGCAGCGACGUCGACAUCAACAAGCUACAAACGGCACUGCCGGGCGCGAAGCUUACGAAAUCAGCGGAUGGCAAGUCUGUGAGAGUCGAGGGUUUCAGUGUCGCUGGUGCUGUGCGCGAGGAUCAGGUGAGGGAGAAAGCUGAAACGGGGAUCAAAGCCGCUUUUCUCGCGCCGGAUGAUUCUCAGAAUCUUUAUGUCUGGGUGCCUGACGGUGGGGCGAAUUCAACCACCACUACUGGGACAGGGGGGACCAAUGCGACUGCUACGGCAAGUGGUUUCACGACCUUGGUGAGCCCGAGUGCGACUGGUACAGGUGUGCCGAUCGAUAACGGAAUACCUGCGCCCGAUGUGCCGAAUCUGGUGCCCGUCGCUGGCAACGGUGAUGGUGGUGGGGGUGGAGGGAAGAAAAACGCUGCGGUCAGACUCGCAGCUGGGCGGUGGUUGUGGGCGUGCUGGGGAAUUGGCGCGGGUGCCUUGGUGGUGCUGGAUUUGUAG
Messenger RNA from Bacidia gigantensis, 3357 nucleotides. RefSeq lists its product as uncharacterized. Lineage: Eukaryota; Fungi; Ascomycota; Lecanoromycetes; Lecanorales; Ramalinaceae. The transcript has 3 exons. The record is from RefSeq and is a predicted model, not a curated record. The coding region runs from base 1 to 3357 and encodes 1118 amino acids.